Molecule: messenger RNA, 3454 nt
Organism: Epinephelus moara (kelp grouper)
Lineage: Eukaryota; Metazoa; Chordata; Actinopteri; Perciformes; Serranidae
Product: nuclear factor 7, brain-like
Exons: 2
Coding region: 177-1565 (462 amino acids)
Molecular function (GO): zinc ion binding; protein binding
Source: RefSeq, a predicted model, not a curated record
GGUGAAACAGUUUGUGAUUCUUCGUCACUGAAGAGAGACACAGACUGAAGGACAGACGAUCAGAUUCACCUUCAGACCAAACUAACAACUUCCUCUGAGUGAGUUCAGCUAAAACUCCAACACUGCUGCUUCAACCUGCUGACACUCCACACACUGAAGCUUCACUCAGAGACUAAAUGGCUUCCAGAUCAGAGGAGGAUCUCUGCUGUCCGGUCUGUCAGGACGUCUUUAGAGAUCCUGUUGUUCUGUCAUGUAGCCACAGCUUCUGUAAAGACUGUCUGCAGAACUGGUGGAGACAGAAACAAACACGUGAGUGUCCAGUUUGUAAGAGAAGAUCUUCAAAGGUUGAACCACCUGUUAGUCUUGUGUUAAAGAACCUGUGUGAGGCCUUCUUAUUGGAGAGAGAUCAGAGAGCUUCAGAGGCUCUCUGCAGUCUGCACUCUGAGAAACUCAAACUCUUCUGUCUGGACCAUCAGCAGCCAGUGUGUGUCGUCUGCAGAGAUUCAGAAAAACACACCAAGCACAGAUUCAGACCCGUCGAUGAAGCUGCACGACAACACAAGAAGGAAGUUGAGGAAACUCUGGAGCCCUUAAAGGAGAAGUUAAAGGUUUGUGAACAAGUUAAAGUGAAGUGUGAACAAACAGCACAACACAUGAAGGUCCAGGCCCGACGCACAGAGAGGCAGAUUAAGGAGCAGUUUAAGAAGCUUCACCAGUUUCUAGAAGAGGAAGAGGAGGCCAGGAUGGCUGCACUGAGGGAGGAAGAGGAGCAGAAGAGUCAGAUGAUGAAGGAGAAGAUGGAGGCUCUGAGCAGAGAGAUAGCAGCUCUUUCAGACACAGUCAGAGCCACAGAGGACGAGCUGAGAGCUGAAGACGUCUCAUUCCUGCUCAACUACAAGGCUGCAGUGGACAGAGUCCAGCAGCGCCCCCUGCUGGAUGAUCCACAGCUGCUCUCAGGAGCUCUGAUAGACGAGGCCAAACACCUGGGCAACCUGACCUUCAACAUCUGGAACAAGAUGAAGGACAUGGUCUCCUACACUCCUGUGAUCCUGGACCCAAACACUGCUGGUCCAAAACUCAUCCUUUCUGAAGAUCUGACCAGUGUGAGACGAGCAGAGGAGGAGCAGCAGCUUCCUGAUAAUCCAGAGAGGUUUGAUUAUUACUGCUCUGUCCUGAGCUCUGAGGGCUUUAACUCAGGGACUCACAGCUGGGAUGUCGAGGUUGGAGACAGUACAGGCUGGAUACUGGGUGUGUUAGCAGAGUCUGUCCAGAGGAAGGGACUCAUACAGUCUGGAUUAUGGAGAAUAAUGUUCUAUAAAGGUGAAUACUCAGCAUGGGCACUACCAGCUCCACACACUGAUCUCCAACUGAAGAAGAAGCUCCAGAGGAUCAGAGUGAAUCUGGACUGGAACAGAGGAAAGCUGUCGUUCUCUGAUCCUGAUACUAACACACACAUACACACCUUCACACACACUUUCACUGAGAGACUGUUUCCAUACAUCCACACUGUGGACAAACUGAAGAUCUUACCGCUGAAGGUCUGUGUGACAGGUAAACAGGUCUGAGAGAGUCUUUGGUUUGAAGGUGGCGAUAAGUAAACAAAGCACUCAGUUAUUCACUUCUAAAGCUCCAGUGUGUCGUAUUCAGGGGGACAUACUGUCAGAAAUGGAAUAUAAUCGGUGUGUUUCCUUCAGUGUAUAAUCAGCUGAAAAUAAGAAUGGUUGUGUUUUGUCACCUCAGAAUGAGAUGUUAACAUCUACAUAGAGAGCAGGUCCUCGUCUACAGAGACCACAAUGUUGCACCGCCAUGUUUCUACAGUAGCCCAGAAUGGACAAACCAAACACUGACUCUAGAUAGAGACAUUCAUGUUGUCAUGCCAGCUACCGUAGUUAGCCGCCCCUCCGCAACAAGCAGAGUCAGAAAAACACUGUUUUUUAUAUAUAAUGUAUAUAUCAAUAAUAUAGUACUAGAAUAGCGUGUUAACGUUUCUCCAUAAACUAGUCAAGUUGAGGUUUACAGCGAUAUCUGUCCAGACUCACAUGUAGCCAUGACAGUUGACAGUGCUUUAAAGAUGGAUGCUGCUGCAAACAAGUUACAUAUUCUCAAACAUGGAUGCUUCACACACAGAAGAUCUAUACAAUCAGCACAGUUUCAAGAUUAGAGUCACCAAUUCAGUAUCUGACCAAAUGUCUCCCCUUCUGUUCCUGAGAUAUGACGUUAAAACAUGAUGAUGUCACAGUCAAGCUGACCUUUGACCUUUUGACAUGUUUUUUGAGGUCAUAGCGACCUUGACACUCGAAGUCUAGUAAGUUCAUCCUUAAGUCCAAGCGGAUGUUUGUGGCAAGUUUGAGGAAAAACCCUCAAAGCCUUAUUGAGAUAUCAUGAGAGUGAGACGGACACAGGGUCACAGUGACCUUGACCUAUGACCAUCAAAUUUAAAACAGUUCAUUCUUGAAUCCAAGUGUUAGUUUGUACGAAAUUUGAAAAAAUUCCCUCUGGGCCCUCCUGAGAUACUGAGUUCACAAUGAUGAGAUGUACGCAAAGUCACAAUGAUGUUGAUCUUUGACGACCAAAUUUUAUUAAGUUCAUCUCCGAGUCCAAGUAGACGUUUGUGCCAAAUAUGAAAAAUUCCCUUGUGGUGUUCUUAAUAUAUUGCAUUCACAAGAAUGAGAUGGACAUUCAGUCACAAUGACCUUGACUUUUGACCACCAAAAUCCAACCAGUUCAUCCUUGAAUCCAUGCGGAGGUUUGUGCCAAAUAUGAAGAAAUUAAUGUGUGUAUAAUUCUUUUUCUUUUAUGAGUAAAUCAGUGACUUUUCAAAGCUCUCAGGUCAGUUUCUCGUCUCUUUGUGAAUGACAAGUUUACUUUGAACAAACAGAGAAUCUACAGUUUCUCUGCUGCUGAUUUUACUGAAGAAAGAAGGACAGUGGUUUUGUUUCUAACUCAAACUUUUGUCGGCAUCAUUUAGUUCAGUUUGAUCGGUUUAAAUGUUCAUAUAUGUUAAAUAAUCUGUGAGGAAAUUCCAGGAAAUGUAAAGUCUGACGUCUUGUGAUGACAACAGAUCAAUUGUGAUUUUAUUUAAUAUAUUUUCUCAUAUCUAUACACUCUGUUCUUCACUGACUGUGUUCCACCUGUGAGUUGAGAUGUUUCUGUAACAAAGUAAGUACUGUUGUUAUGAAUGUAUUGAUCUGUAUGAAGACUGCAGGUGUUAACAAGGCUUCUGGGGGUUAAUACACUUUUCUAAAAUGUAUAUUUCAGUGUGCUUCAUUUGAAUGACGUGAAGAGGUUUCUGCUGCCAAAGCCAAUAAAACAAAGAUAAUGAAGAUAUAAACUGUGGUGAUUAUUUUACAAACUGUUUAUCUAAUGACAGAAUAAACAACAGUGGUCAUAAGAAUCACACACAGUGGUGUAAGGUAGUUGUGACGGGCCCCAGUGCACGCUAACGUGCACAUAU